Cladocopium goreaui is the source of this 1339-nucleotide messenger RNA. The record is from the annotation of a GenBank genome assembly. NCBI's taxonomy places the organism in Eukaryota, Dinophyceae, Suessiales, Symbiodiniaceae.
CGGCUUGCACGAACUCACGUCUGAGGUCUUGGAAUCUCAUCCUGCCAGGAGUGAGUUCGUGCAAGCCGCACCAUGCUGAAUCGCCAAGUGGUCAACAAUUCCCAACCGUCCCAAGCGCAGCCUCGUUGUUCGAAGCAUGAACAAAGCCACGACUUUGGAGCAAUGCCGUUUUCUUUCUGGUGCCAGUGCUGACAGAAACAAGACCAGAAAGGUCACUAGAGCAACGCUGUGUUGCUUGCAGGUCACAGAGGCUUUUUGGAACCUGGUCAUUUGUUGCUGAUAUCAUGUACGACUUCUGGGAAGCCUUGAUCGGUCGCAUUAGUACCACUGCGGGAGGCCUCGUAAAGAGCCAAUGGGCCGGCGUGAAGAACUUCCAGAAUCAGUUGUUCACCUUGGUGUCUUUGUUGGUCUUUGCCUAUUCUCUUCACUUAGUGAAGAGACAUUUUCUCAACUUCAGCUGGAGAAAGAUGCUCCUCAUCACAGGAAUUAUUCUGAACCUGUUGGAUGCAACUCUGGCAUUGUGCACCACCUAUGACGUGGUCAGAAACCAAUACUUCUACCUGGGAGAGACGAUUCUGGAUGAGAUUCCCGCGGCCGCCAAUUUCGUCGUGGGAACCUUUAUCAUUGUCGAGAUGGCUGAUAAGGGGAAUGAGGGGUUGACCUACGGCCUUUUCACCACCGUUUCGAAUUUGGGAACACCAUUCUCCCGAGCCAUCGGCAAUCAGAUUUUCGGCCUGUUCCAACCCAACUUGUCCGAUUCGGAGAACUACAAGCUGGACACCCUGGAAUUCCGUCACACCGUGGCCCGGUCGUUCCUUCUGAGUUAUGCCUUCUCCUUUGCGUCCUUCCUGCUGCUGGUGCUUCUGCCGUAUCAAAAGCAAGAAGCGCAACGGAGGAAAAGAGAGUGGUCCCGACAUCCGAUCUUUGGUUACAUCACCUGUGGUUUGGUACUCUUCGCCUUCAUCUACGCCAUGACAGUGAAUUUCAUGACAAUGAUCCCUGAGACUGCAUGCUUGGAGCUGGUUGGUGGCAGUGGCUGCUGAAGGCUAAGGUGGAUGCGCGCAGAUCUACCAUGGUGCGGGCAAGAAUCCACCAUUGCUGUGAUGUUUUCUUUUUGCAGCUUGGACUAUUUUUGUUUUGGCCUUAGGGUCCCUUAGGGUCCAAAGGUUUCUUGGGUUGUCCACUCUCAGCCGGAGUCUAAAUCUUCAGCUGGAGUCAGCAUUGGGCAGCGGAAAAUGUAGUGCAGCUGAGAAUCGCAUAGCAAGAGGCUCUCUGAAAGGAAGCUUUUUGUGCACGGGGAAAAAAAGGCUGUCUGGAUGAGAACACCAGCUGAAAUUAG